Molecule: messenger RNA, 231 nt
Organism: Geodia barretti
Lineage: Eukaryota; Metazoa; Porifera; Demospongiae; Tetractinellida; Geodiidae
Source: the annotation of a GenBank genome assembly
CAGGCCAUAGUCGAUCUGGUCGUCAUCUGUGACUUCAUCCUCUACCGCACUCUGUGCGAGGUCCUCAUACCAGCCAGUCUACAGUCCCUGCCUGAUAAUCUGAUAGAAGAGAUCACUGUCUUCUCACACAACAUUGUGGAAUGGGUGUUCAACGCCCUUCAGGACCUUCCUGCCGCUCUCGGGAUCCGCAAAGUCCAGACUUGCGAGAUGUUUGGGAAGUCUCUCCGCAGA